Messenger RNA from Mytilus californianus (California mussel), 5895 nucleotides. RefSeq names its product nidogen-2-like. Gene Ontology annotation, biological process: cell-matrix adhesion. The transcript is spliced from 26 exons. The coding region runs from base 171 to 3977 and encodes 1268 amino acids. Lineage: Eukaryota; Metazoa; Mollusca; Bivalvia; Mytilida; Mytilidae. The record is from RefSeq and is a predicted model, not a curated record. Gene Ontology annotation, molecular function: calcium ion binding.
GAUCUUGUCAAAAUUACUUACUGAUAAGUUAUUUUCUAGUGGAGAAGAUCUUGAAUGUGUGUCAGAUUAAGAUAAUGUCUAUGUAGUUAUUUAACACCGGAUUAACUUAAUUCUAGUGCCUCUCUUUUUAAAGGAUUAUAAAACACUUCACACAAAAUUCAUCGUAGACAAUGUAUAUAGGAAACUUUGUGUUUGGAUUUUUUUUAGUUUCAUGUAUUUUUGGAUGUUCAUUAGCUGUGCCCUUUAGUCUCUUCUUCCCAUCGGGGGGCGACAGGGGAGACAAAGUUUUGCAGUCUGGAGACGAUGUCAGUUCUGAUGAGAUUGCUUUACAAACGCCAAUUGCUUACUAUGACGACAGAUAUUCCAGUAUUUUUGUUAAUAAUAAUGGACAUUUAUCAUUUGAAUCAGAGCUUCCAGCUUAUCAAUCAACAUUAAUAUUACCAAUAGGAUUUAAAGUAUUAGCAGCAUUCUUAUCUGACAUAGACACAACUUAUGCAGGGACACUUUAUUACAGGGAAACAGAUGAGGCAGAUUUGUUACAGAGAGCAGCUUUAGAUGUUCAUGCACAUUUCGCUGAUUUUGAUAAUUACAUGCCAACUAGUCUGUUUAUUGCAACCUGGGAUCAUGUUGGAUUCUACAAAGAAAAUGACACAUUGUUAAACACUUUCCAGAUAGUGAUUGCUUCUGAUGGUCAGGAUUCCUUUAUUUGUUACCAUUAUCUUGAUGAUGGAAUUAACUGGAUCACUAGUUCAGGGAAGGAAAGCCCAUAUUAUCCAGAUCCUCCAGCUCAGGCAGGAUUUGAUUCUGGGGAGGGACGACGGUAUUACAGAUUACCAAACUCUGGAACAAAACAAGUUAAGGACCUUGCUACGUCCUCCAAUAUAAAUGUGCCUGGAGCCUGGAUUUAUAGGAUUGGUAGAACUAAUGGAGGCAACAUAUUAUCUCCUGAUCUAAACACUGGGGAUGUGACUAUCUUUGAACCUGACAUGGGAUCAGAUACAUGUUUAGAAGGAGCCAAAACUUGUCAUAUCAAUGCACAAUGUGUAGAUUUUGAGAAAGGUUUCUGUUGUGAAUGUAUGACACCAUUCUAUGGAAACGGAUUAAGCUGUUUGAAACCAGGAGUAGCUCAGAGACUGAACGGCAAGCUUAAUGGGGUAUUGAACAGCCUGUCUCUAACGAACCUAGACAUGCAUGCUUAUGUAGUUACCGCUGAUGGAAGAGCCUACACAGCUAUAAGUCGUAUCCCCAGAGCCAUCGGAGCACAGAUGUUGACACUGAACACUAUUGGUGGUAUCGUUGGAUGGAUGUUUGCUGCCACACAAUCAGAUAGAGCUAAAAAUGGGUAUAUGUUGACAGGUGGUGAAUUUAACAGAACAGCAGUAAUUAAGUAUCAGAGUGGGCAAACUGCAUAUGUUAGACAACAGUUCUUUGGCCAUGAUGCUCUAGAUAGCAUUGCCCUACAGACCACGAUAGAAGGAACUGUCCCCGAUAUAAUUAAUGGAGUAAAGAUCACAAUAGAUGAUUAUAAGGAAGAGUAUAGGAGGGUUUCUCCAGGUGUUAUAAAAUCAUUUUCCACAAGAACAUACAGAAUGAACGAAGUAGCAUACAAGUAUACCUGGGAUCAAACCAUUACAUUCAAGGAAUGUCAACACGACCCAUCCAGACUGAUUUCUGAUAGUAUGAGAUUAGGUGUAACUAGAAACUUUGUUGUCUAUGAUGACCAGAAUGAUGUUGUCAGAUACGCUAUGUCUAAUAAAAUUGGAAUUAUGACUGGAAUGGAUCCCUGUCUUGAAGGAGUACAGAAUUGUGAUUCUAAUUCUAAUUGUAUACCUCGUGGUGACCAGUAUGAUUGUGUAUGUAAGACAGGAUUCUCUGGUGAUGGACGUGCUUGUACAGAUGUUGAUGAAUGUGUAGCAGAUUUGAAUAUAUGUGAUGUUAAUGCCAGAUGUUACAAUGUUCCCGGUAGUUUUCAGUGUCAGUGUAAUUCUGGUUAUCGUGGUGAUGGUAGAUCUUGUGUCAAGGAAGUUGUACUGUGUGGUGAUAAUACCUGUCAUGAUAGAGCUAGAUGUGUAUACAACAGUGACUUACAGAGACCUAUGUGUGAAUGUAAUACAGGAUUUACUGGGGAUGGAACAAGAUGUGAACCUAUACAAUUUGGAUGCAAUGAAGUAGCUGGAGUUUGUCAUGAGGAUGCUGAAUGUGUGUAUGAUGUUGAUGAUGAAAAGUACAAAUGUCAGUGCAACGAAGGCUUUAGUGGUGAUGGUGUAAGCUGUGAACGUUCCGAAAUAGCUGACUGUAAUUGUGAUCGUAAUGCUGAAUGCCUAUGGGAUAUUGUGAUGUUUGCCUACAGAUGUGUAUGUUUGCCUGGGUUUACUGGUGAUGGAAGAACAUGCUCUCGUAUAGAAGUGCCCUCUGUAUGUAGCAACUGCCAUGUAAAUGCUCGCUGUGUUUACGAUGAGAUAACACGACAACAUGAAUGUGUAUGUUCUAAAGGUUGGACUGGGGAUGGCACAGAUUGUCAGAUGGAAGACUGUCGUGUCACACAGAACUGUGAUCGAAAUGCUGAUUGUGUCAAUGAUGUUAUUGUUGGUAAAUUCCGAUGCCUGUGCAAAAAUGGGUUUAUGGGUGAUGGGUAUCGUUGUGAACCAGAGGGUUGUAACAUGUACAAUGACUGUGAUAUUAAUGCCCAAUGUGUUGUGGAUGAUAGAGUAAAUAGGUACAGAUGUGUAUGUAAUACUGGAUAUGACGGGGAUGGUAAAGUUUGUAUAUCAAGAGUGGUGCCAUGUAACCAAGUAAACAAUUGUGGUCCUAAUGCUCAAUGUUUGUAUGAUCCUGAUUCCUCGUCAUACAGAUGUCGAUGUUCCGCAGGGUAUCAAGGAGAUGGGUACAGAUGUGAACCAAGAGGUUUGGAUUCCUGUAGACGAGAUCCCAGAGUGUGUGACAGACAUGCCAGUUGUAUAUUGAAUGUAGAUAUUUAUGCUUGUGUAUGUAAUGAUAAUUACAGAGGUGAUGGAAGAAGAUGUGAACCUAUAAGUAAUAGAGAUAACUAUUUACUGUUUAGUAGAGGUUACACUAUACACAAAGUACCUUACAUACAAACUCAGGAUGAUAUGGGGCAGAGAGUACUUUAUAAACCAGAUCAGUUAAUUAUUGAUGUGGAUACAGACUGUGUGGAUGGAGAUAUUUACUGGACAGAUGUUUCUGGUGGUCAAAUAAGCAGAGCAAAACUGGAUGGUUCUAAUGAAACAGUCAUUAUUAGUGGUCAGAGUUCACCUGAAGGUAUUGCCAUUGACUGGUUAUCUAGAAACUUGUUCUGGACAGAUUCAGGACUAGAUAUUAUUCAAGUAUCAAUGCUAAAUGGAACAUACAGGAAAACUCUAGUUUCAGAAGAUUUAGUGAAUCCUAGAGCCAUUGUUGCUGAUCCUAACCAGGGAAUGAUAUAUUGGACAGAUUGGAACAGAGGAGCACCAAAGAUAGAGAAGGCUUACAUGGAUGGAACACAUAGAGAAGUCCUUGUAGAUACAGACCUAGGACUACCUAAUGGACUCGCCCUUGACCUUUAUACCAAUCAACUUUGCUGGGGUGAUGCUGGUACAAGUACAAUAGAAUGUAUAAGAACAGAUGGUGUAGGGAGAGCAACACUGACAGAUGAAGCACCAUAUCCCUUUGGUUUGACAUUUUCUGGCAGCAGCAUAUAUUGGUCAGAUUGGAUUAUACUAAAUGGUGUAUCAAGUGUAAAUCGUAAUGGCCAAGUAUCAGAUGAAUCUUUAAGUUUACCUAUUGGAGGAAAUGGUAAACUAUAUGGUAUAACAGCAGUCAGAGCUCAAUGUCCUAGAAUAAACAAUGCCUGUGCCAGGAAUAAUGGAGGCUGUACAUUCCUUUGUUUACCCACCCCCAAUGGUGGCAGAACCUGUACAUGUCCUGAUGAUAUAGAUCCUGAGAGAUGUAAUCAAGUAGCUCUACUAAGAAAAAGAUGAACGUAAAUCAUCCGACUGCAUAGAGACCAUGAUAAAAAAUCAAUAGAAGACAAAAUUGUGAAACCAAAGAUGUGUAUUGCUAGCAAUAGUAGUUAUAUGCAAAACAAAUCAUUUUCAUAAAGAGUUUCUAGGUAUUAUCUACAUAUUAAAUAAUAUUAUAUUGAGUUUAAUCUUUUGUCAUUCUCAUAGCUUUUGAGUGAAAAACUGUUUACAUUUUCAGACUUUUGGCAAACCAAUACCCAUUCCUUUGUUUACAGUUUAAAUGAAACAAAGAGAACAAAACAUACCAAAUGAAAAUUUUAACAUCAUGGAAAAUUUCAAUUGAUUUGAGAUUAAGAUAUUUUAUAAAUCAAGUCUAUAUAUAAAGUUCAGAAAAAGUUGUUGGUGUGUUUCUUUUUUUAAUUUCAUUUAUACUUUUUUGUAGAUAAUAUGUUCUAAGGUUGUACAAUAUGAUGUUUUUAACAAGAUCUGAUGUACAUAUUGUAUAAUUUGUAUUAAAAUACUCCAUAUAUAUAUGUAUGUAUGUAUGUAUGUAUAAAUUUAGUGCCAAAAUAUAGUCCCUAUCAAGAAUUAUGACUGUGAACAAAUUUUAGAUCUCGUUGAAGAAGUUACUUUUUAUUUUAUUUGUUUUCUUUUACAUGUAACUAUAUAAAACAGAUAUUAUUAUCACCUAUAUACAAAUCCAUCUAUUUUUAGUCUGUAAAGAAGGACUGGUAUCUGCUUGCUAUUUAAUUUGAUAUUCUAAGUUUUUUAUAUACAAUGUUAAAUGUGUGCUAUGUAUGAAUAUUUGUUAAUCUUUAAAUAUGUUACUCCUGUUUCUUUCACAACAAAACAUUGUCCUGCAACACUAAAGUAAACAUAUACAAUUAACAAAUAAAAGGUUUAGCAUCAUCAGCUAGACUUUUCACACUAAAAAAAUACUUAUACAUCUGCAGUGUAAAUAUAAUCAGCCAAUCUCAUACAAUUUAUUAUUGAUAUUUUAUACUCAGAUAUUCAGGUUACAAAAUGAUGUCUAUUAGAAUAGCCAUAUUCAUCAAGAAAACAAUUUUACCAAUUGCGUUAUACAAGUACUGGUGGUAUUUUAUAAAUGAUGAAUUCCACAUAGUUCUUUACUCUGAUUUGCUCAGUAGCACCCAGGAAAAGUUUUAUCAUGAUGUAAAGAAUUUACAAAAUCUCUUUUCUUGAGAUACUGAUAGUCGAAUUCAAAAUUUGUAUUUGAAUACAGAAAAGAUGCAAGCCAGAAAGAAAAUAAAUAACAAGGAAAUCAUAUAGGAUUGAAUUCCUUUACAAAAUCUCAGUUACUCAAUAAAUAUUCAAAAUGUCAGAUUUAAUUGUAGGUAUUCAUUUUUUGGUGAAAUCCAAGUUGGAAAUGUUCUCUUGUCACUGAAACUCAACAUUUUUAAAUGUCCAAAUCCGGUUUCUAUGUUAGUGUCAGUAUGAUUUUAUAUAAAUUUUGUAAUUUUUUACAUUGUAUUUGCCAAAGAAUACUCAAAACAUGGUGUUCAGCAUGUUUUAUACUGCUCAAACAGACUCAUUUUAUACAUAUAACAAGCACACCUCCAGGAUUUAAGGCUUAGGAGGGGGAAUCUUAAAAAUUAUGCUUAGCCUAGUAAGGCAACAUUUUUAAAAACAAAUCCAUGCAAAUCAAACAAUAUUUUUCUGAUUUUAAAGAGGUUUGCAUCAGAUGUGCAAUGAAUCCGCCCUAGUAUAAUUAGUAUUUUGACCUUGUAAUGGGAGAGUAGUAGUAUUUGUAUUUAAUAGGUAGAAUUCUGUAGUUAUAAUCCAUGUUCUCAAAAACAUUUCAAUAGUACCAAUUAGGUAUUAUAAGUAAUACUAUGAAGUUUAGGCUGUUAUUAAAAUAUUGUACUGCAUCCUGAUAAAAUUGUAAUGCUCAAUAAAAAUGUUACAUCUCUUUCAA